CAUAUUGUUGUUGUAGUUUUGCUGGCUACAAUCAAGACAUUACGCGAAAAUACAAAACAUUUUAACUACGCCUUUUAAGAAAGGAACAACAACACGGAUUUAGAAAAAUAAAUUUCCUUAAAAACGUAAAAACAACCUAAAACUCUAUUUUGGCGUACCAAAAAGCAAUUCCACGUCGUAGUUUUGGUAGCAGUUUAUGCCUUUGUUUUGUUUUAUUGGUGGUUGCGUUUAUUAUAUACUCUAAGUAAGAUAUAAAAUAUACCAGUUGUAUUGAAGAUAUAAAUCUAUAAACAUUGUCGAUGAUGAGUUUACUUUUUCGGCCAGAUAUGGAUGCUGGUGAAGUCUUUGUGAAUUUUAACCAAAAUAUAACAUCUCUAGCUGUGGGUACCAAAUCGGGCUACAGUCUAUACAGUCUAGGAUCUGUAGAUAAUACCUUAGACAAAAUCUACACAUGCCCAACUGAGGAAAUAUUUCUUAUUGAACGUCUUUUUGAAAGUUCUUUGGUAGCUAUCGUUUCGCAAAGAGCUCCCAGAAAAUUGAAGGUCUGCCAUUUUAAGAAACAAAGUGAAAUAUGUAAUUACUCCUACUCCAAUUCAAUAUUAGCGGUAAAAUUAAAUCGAGAACGUUUGAUUGUGUGCCUGGAAGAAAGUCUUUAUAUACAUAACAUACAGGAUAUGAAAGUAGUCCAUACCAUACGCGAUACACCAUGUAAUUCAACUGGUUUAUGUGCACUAAGUUCUUCUUCGAAUCAUUGUUAUUUGGCAUAUCCGGGUAGUGUAAACUCUGGAGAAGUGCAGAUCUUCGAUGCCAUCAAUUUACAUGCUAAAACAAUGAUACCAGCUCACGAUAGUCCUCUAGCUGCAUUAGCUUUUAGUCCUUCGGGUACAGAAAUUGCAACGGCAAGUGAAAGAGGCACUGUAAUUAGGGUUUUUUCGUCGCUAGAUGGCUCUAAGCUGUUUGAAUUGAGACGAGGCCUUAAACGAUGCGUUUCCAUAGCAUCGUUGUCGUUUAGUACAUGUGCUGAAUAUCUGGUCUCAAGCUCUAAUACUGAAACCAUACACAUCUUCCGUUUGGAUCGCAGUUCUACGGAGAGUAAUGAUACCAAACCAAGUUCUGAUGAUUGGAUGGGUUACUCGUUUUUUAGAUUCCUUAGCAAGACUGUAUCCAGCUAUUUGCCAACCCAGGUUACAGAUGUCUUUACUCAGGGACGUGCAUUUGCUUCGGUGACUUUGCCCGAGGCGGGUAUAAGACGUAUGUGUGCCAUAUCGAAAAUUCAGAAACAAUUGAGGCUUUUGAUAGCUUCACAGGAUGGUUAUUUGUAUGUAUAUUCUGUGCCCUCUGUUGAAGGUGCCGAAUGCCAGUUGAUUAAAAAACAUGAUCUACGACUAGACGACUGCUAUGCUAUUGAUGUUCGAGUUUCACCAUCUUUAGGUGUUUCAGCAGCAACGGGUGCUACCGCUGCCAAUACAUCGCCCAGCUCUUCGGCGGGCGCGUCCUCAAGCAAAGACGAAGCCGCCAACGCCGCCGCCGCCAAAUCAUCGCCUUCAUCCAACAGUUAUGCUGCAACAGUAAAAACUGAUGGACAAUCUAGCAACGCGUCAUCUUAAAUCUUAUAAAUUUUUUAAUUACAUUCAAUAGAAUAUGUAUACCAUAUAUAUAUAUUUCGAUUUGCUAGGCAUCAUCAGUGAGUGGUCUCCGUGGUAUAUAAACAUUAAUGACAACAAAGAAUAAAUACUUAGUAACUUAUCUGCCCUUUUCUAACGAUGUACAUGGUUCUUAUGUAUUCCAAAUAAGUUAUGCUUCACGCCUGUUUUUUUUUUUUUGUAUUGAAAUUUUCUAUAAUUUUUCCCUAAGAAAAUCGAUUUGGGCAUAAUAAAGGUUUGUGAGUGAGGUUUUCUAUGUAGUUCAAUAUUAAAAAUGUUGAACGCCCAUAAUGCUUUCAUUAGCGUAAUUUUUUGUCUUAUGAAUUACACGUAAUUUUUUUUUUUCAUUUAUCAUUUCUGAAAAUUAACUCGUGUAAAAUGGUUUUAAUACUAUUUUCUAAGACUAUUAUUAUUUUAAGUAUAGGUUUCUUAUUUGCAAUAAAUUUAAAAGAAAAUCUAUAGAGUUUGUGAGAUUUUUUUUAUUUUUAGUUUUUUUUUUUGAAUUUUUUUACAGCGACCAGUAAAAACUUUAUUCAUUCAUAUUAAAAAGUAUAUAUGUAGAUUCUAUACAAUACAUACUACAUAUGUUUAGCAUAUCCCCAAAUCCAUACCCACCAACCAAAACACAGAUCUACACAUUUUAAAUUUUAAUUCAUAAUUUAAUUCCCAUGUAAAUUAAAACAAUUGCAGCGCCAUCAAGAAACAAGAUAUAAAUAAACAUUAUAAUUGUUUGGAAUAAAACGAAUGUUAUUUAA
This is a messenger RNA of Stomoxys calcitrans (stable fly), 2398 nucleotides long. RefSeq names its product WD repeat domain phosphoinositide-interacting protein 2 (gene Atg18a). Bases 300 to 1607 code for a protein of 435 amino acids. Gene Ontology annotation, cellular component: cytosol; extrinsic component of membrane; phagophore assembly site membrane. The transcript has 7 exons. Lineage: Eukaryota; Metazoa; Arthropoda; Insecta; Diptera; Muscidae. Gene Ontology annotation, molecular function: protein binding; phosphatidylinositol-3,5-bisphosphate binding; phosphatidylinositol-3-phosphate binding. Gene Ontology annotation, biological process: protein localization to phagophore assembly site; protein lipidation; autophagy of mitochondrion. The record is from RefSeq and is a predicted model, not a curated record.